AUGUUCCAUGUAAGCCAAUUAAAGAAAUACUCAGCAGACAAGGAGGACGACUCCCAUAAUCAGCCCAGCUGCCCGCAAAUUGAAUUGACGAAGACGAAAGAGAAGGUGGCUGAAGCGAUCCUCAAUUACCGAGUUACGAGUACUGCAAAGCGCAAUCACAUGGAGUACUUGGUGAAAUGGAAGGGAUGCAGCAGUGAGGAAAAUACUUGGGAGCGGGUGACGAACCUUAAGGUGUUCCUACCUCUUGCUGAAGUUUACCAUGCUUCCCAUGCGCCGAGGAUGUCGCCAUCUCAGGUGGUGGAGAAUGUCAAGGGCCACCUGCGAACUCGACACCUUUGA
Sesamum indicum (sesame) is the source of this 339-nucleotide messenger RNA. The record is from RefSeq and is a predicted model, not a curated record. Lineage: Eukaryota; Viridiplantae; Streptophyta; Magnoliopsida; Lamiales; Pedaliaceae.